AUGGCUUCUCCCCCGAACAACGAUGCCUCUGGCAGCAACGAUGAUGGCACCAAGCCUCUCAACAAGGCCUUCUCCAAGGUCGACCUCGACGGACACAAUCUGCCUCCCUCGCCCGCACCCUCCAGCCCGUCGAAUGGACGCCGGCGCUAUGCCCUCGCCACCGAGUUGGUCUACACCGAGACCAAGGACCAGUACGGCGCCUCGAGCAUCCCCAUCUACCAGUCGGCCACCUUCAAGCAGAGCUCGGCCGGCGGCGGCGAGGAGUACGAUUACACUCGGUCGGGCAACCCGACUCGCACACACCUCGAGCGCCACAUGGCCAAGAUCAUGAACGCCACGCGAGCUCUGGCAGUGGGCUCCGGCAUGGGCGCACUGGACGUCAUUACCCGCCUGCUACGGCCCGGCGAUGAGGUUAUCACGGGCGACGACCUAUACGGAGGAACCAACCGACUGUUGACAUACCUGUCUUCAAACCAAGGUAUCGUCGUCCACCACGUAGACACAACCCAAGUCGCACCCGUGGCCAAGGUCAUCUCAGACAAGACCGCCAUGGUCCUGCUGGAGUCGCCCACCAACCCUUUGAUCAAGAUUGUCGACCUGGUCGCCAUUGCCAAGAUGGUACACGAGGCCAACCCCAAGGCCCUGGUCGUGUUCGACAACACCAUGCUCUCUCCUAUGCUUUGCAACCCUCUUGAUCUUGGCGCCGAUAUCGUCUACGAGUCUGGAACCAAGUAUCUCUCUGGCCACCACGACAUCAUGGCUGGUAUCAUUGCCUGCAACGACCCGGCCUUGGGUGACAAGAUGUACUUUACCAUCAACUCGACGGGCUGUGGUCUUUCGCCCAACGACUCGUUCCUGCUUAUGCGCGGCGUCAAGACUCUGGCUAUCCGUAUGGAGAAGCAGCAGGCCAAUGCUCAAGCCAUUGCCGAAUUCCUCGAGUCCCAUGGUUUCAAGGUCCGCUACCCGGGCUUGAAGUCACACCCGCAAUACGACCUUCACUGGUCCAUGGCCCGCGGAGCUGGGGGUGUACUUUCCUUUGAGACGGGGGAUAUCAAGCUCUCGGAAAGGAUCGUCGAAGCCGCCAAGUUGUACGGAAUUAGUGUCAGCUUCGGGUGUGUCAACAGUCUGAUCAGCAUGCCGUGCAGAAUGAGCCACGCAAGCAUCGACGCAAAGACAAGGGCUGAGAGGCAGAUGCCCGAGGACAUCAUCCGACUCUGCGUCGGAAUCGAGGACGUUCAUGAUCUCAUCGAUGAUCUCUCACGCUCGCUGGUGCAAGCUGGUGCUGUUAAUAUCACACUAGACGGCUUCCACGCGACUGGAACGGCACAGAGCGUCGCGCAAGCGUCGGUGGCAAAUGCUGAAGCCUCAGAGACACCGACCUCCUCGUAG
Molecule: messenger RNA, 1389 nt
Organism: Neoarthrinium moseri
Lineage: Eukaryota; Fungi; Ascomycota; Sordariomycetes; Amphisphaeriales; Apiosporaceae
Exons: 2
Coding region: 1-1389 (462 amino acids)
Biological process (GO): transsulfuration; 'de novo' L-methionine biosynthetic process
Cellular component (GO): cytoplasm
Molecular function (GO): pyridoxal phosphate binding
Source: RefSeq, a predicted model, not a curated record